GUUCCUUCAUACAUAUCUUCCAUUGCCACCUGCUUUGGCUUUUCCCGGCCACACAGCCUAUAUAUAUUUAGAUGAUGCAGUUACUUAACGAAACCGAUCCUCUCGUCAAAAGAAUACGGUAGAGCUGCCUAGGGCGAAUAUUCGCUGAGUUCAACUUCUAUCCAACAGAAUGCCAACUUGGGCAACAUGUGAAGUCGUCGAAGCCUGAAUCAUGUCUCUCUGUAUGGGCUGUCGUCAGAGUCACCUAAAAUGUGACGCAGCUCGACCAAAAUGCAUGGCAUGUACCAAAUCUGGAAAAGAUUGUAUAUACCCUGCACCAAAGACCAAAGACAUCUUCCGCCACGGCUUGAACCCGUCGAGACAGAUCGAUGGUGAGCCAUCUUAUGGAGAGCGAGAUUUCGCAUUUUCCCGCGACCAGAUCUGGGUUGGCAUUCCUUCGGAGUUGGUUUUCGAGGACAACACCGAGGAGAUAGUCGCUCACUAUUUUGGAUCUUCUGAUUAUCGCUUGACGCCAUGGAGGAGCCUUUCCGAAGGACCCGAAUUGUCAUCUCUCUCGGCCGAAUUGAGACACAAUGUCGCUUCAGGUAGACCAUAUACUUCCAGCUCAAUGCCAGACCUACUGAGUCUUGAUCAUCCAGCCGACAGCUUGGGGACGUCUAUCCUUAUGCGCGAUGAUGAAACAGAGUCACCUCUUAACGAUGUCUCUACUCCAGGCAAUGCCAUUACAGCGCCCAGAGUACUAUCCGGAGCAACAAGACUUAAUAGUCUCACCGAGGGGUACUUACUUCGUCACUUCGGCCGGGCUCUUGGGCCUUGGCUAGAUAUAUGCGACGAUAAUCGACACUUCACACUUGAAGUUGUACGCCGGGCUCCUACUUGCCCUCUCUUACUGAACGCAUGUCUUGCUCUCACAGCUCGUCAGCUCGCAAAUACGACGGAGACGUUCUCGCCAGAGACGGCUGAUUACUAUCACGGGCGGUGCAUCGAAAUUCUCAUUCCAUUACUUAGCGAUCCUGAUCUCCAUCAGGAGAUGGACGUCAUCCUUGCUUCGAUCGUUAUUCUCCGUCUGGAGGAGCAAAUUUCCUGUGUAAAACACGAGCACGACUUCCAGCAUCACCUUUCCGGCGGCUCUGCCUUUUUCAACUCCGGCGUCGACUGGUAUGUAGCCGGCGGCUUGACCGAGGCUUCUUUCUGGGCUUUUGCUAUGCAAGACGUUCAAUUCUCGCUGGCGUGGCAGACCCCGCUCCGGCUUUGUUUUGAGACCUUCAACGAUGGUUUGGAGCGCAUGUGGCUAUCGCAGCCUUUCCUCACAGAAAAGCACUGGGCUCACCGUGCGAUUUGGCUUCUUGCUGAGACAGUGCAGUACUGCUUAGCAGAACAGGGGGACAAGAGCAAAAAGGAAUGGAAUCGGAUUUACGGCAAGCUAGAUGAAUGGGAGAGAUCUAGACCACAGGCCUUUGCGCCUUUCUUUUAUCGAGCAGCCGACCCGGGUGAUGCGAAUCCGCUUCCGACCAUCUGGUUUUCGUCUCCCCUACAUGUGUCCGCCGUACAACACAUAUGCAUGGCAAAAGCCAUUUUGAUCACCUGUGAUCCCAGCCGUCCUAAAUUUGGGCUCAAUUGCGGCAAAUUUCAGAGAAGACAACAGGAACAAGUCUUGGAAUAUCUGAAAGUGCUCUUCGGAGCUGCUGCUUCAUGCGAAGAUGCAGCAGCACGCCAUAUGAUCCCUAUCUGUUUAUGUGCCAGCUACUACUGGAUAUCGGGUCGCAACUUACAGCGUCAGCUUCUCGACUUGGUGAAUGUGGUAGGGCAGGAGACAGGAUGGUUUUGGAAUGCAAUUAUCGAGGACAUCAAGCGUGAAUGGGCCUGGUAGAGUGAGGACGUGGCCAAUUUGUCAGCUUUGCUUUCACCUUGGGAUUUAUCCGGUCGAUAUACCAUGGCAACCACAUGGCAGAAGUUGAGGAAUGGAGAACUGUGUCUGGCUUUUUCCAAGAUUGCACCUGUGCUCACCUGUGGGGAAAGGUCCAAGACGGUGAGGGUGUUCCGGAGGUACGGGAGCUGGUCGGGGUUGAGAACCGUAGGGGAAGUACUAGUCGCUGGGUCGAUACCAGCAUGGGAGAUGAAUUUCCCCAGCCGGCGAGAGAUCACAAGCGAUUUCCUUUCCUGCAAGAGACAUCGAAGGUCAUCCAGAAGGAAAGUGGGUCCGAGAGCUAGGGCUCUAAUUAACCGAGACCGAAUAUCAUGGGAAAUGCGCGGGUUGAUUCUGUCCGGUUUACCAGAGCAAUCCAUUCAAAGUCCGCGGUAAUAUGUUGGAUUCAGGCUGAAAGACACUUCCAGCUCGACUUGGAAGGACAUGUCAAACGGAGAGCAAGGUGGCUAAGGAAUCCAGACCAGAAAAUAACGAAAUCAGUAAGUACCUACUUGACAGGUCUGCAAGGGGAAAUCUAGUGGGAUAUUCC
Molecule: messenger RNA, 2456 nt
Organism: Exophiala xenobiotica
Lineage: Eukaryota; Fungi; Ascomycota; Eurotiomycetes; Chaetothyriales; Herpotrichiellaceae
Exons: 7
Coding region: 212-1870 (552 amino acids)
Biological process (GO): positive regulation of transcription by RNA polymerase II
Cellular component (GO): nucleus
Molecular function (GO): DNA-binding transcription factor activity, RNA polymerase II-specific; zinc ion binding; transcription cis-regulatory region binding
Source: RefSeq, a predicted model, not a curated record